This is a messenger RNA of Amaranthus tricolor (Joseph's coat), 1412 nucleotides long. Its product is annotated as glycosylinositol phosphorylceramide mannosyl transferase 1-like. Gene Ontology annotation, cellular component: membrane. The record is from RefSeq and is a predicted model, not a curated record. Lineage: Eukaryota; Viridiplantae; Streptophyta; Magnoliopsida; Caryophyllales; Amaranthaceae. Gene Ontology annotation, molecular function: glycosyltransferase activity. Bases 89 to 1141 code for a protein of 350 amino acids. The transcript is spliced from 5 exons.
GAUCUAUUCCAACACCUGUAGGCUGCAACUUUUCCUCUUUCUCCUCCCAAAGUGGAAACUCGAAUUUUCGCCGGAGAUUCGCCGCAAAAUGACGACAUCAAACCUAAUAGCAAUAAGAGAUGGCGAAAUUAAUGGCGGAUUUUACUCUCCAGCGAAGGAAAAAGCCGCCAUUAGAGGUUCCUUUCAGCAUCGCUUCGUUAUUUUCCGUCGCCUUCGUUAUAUUGCCAAACUCAAACUUCUCCUCCUCGUUUUCUGUGCAUUAUGCGGCGUCGGUUUAUUAAUCUCCAGAAUUCCUUCUUCUUUAGGCUGGAAUCUUCGCUAUCCUUCAUCAUCUUUUUCUUCUUCAAGAGGUGGAUAUACUGUACUAAUCAACACAUGGAAGCGUAAUUCUCUUCUAAAGCAGUCUGUUGCUCAUUAUGCUUCAUGUCAUGGUACUAAAGGAAUACAUGUGGUGUGGAGUGAGAAUGAUCCUCCUUCAAAUAGUUUAAAAAAUUAUCUUUAUAAUAUUGUGAUGGCCAAGUCCCAGACUGCUCGUAAGCCCGAUUUCAAGUUUGAUAUAAAUGAGGAGGAUAAUCUAAACAACAGAUUCAAACCUAUUCAAAGCCUAAGGACUGAUGCAAUAUUUUCUGUUGACGAUGAUGUCAUUGUACCUUGUGAUGAACUGGAAUUCGCUUUCUCUAUUUGGCAAACUGCUCCAUCAACAAUGGUUGGAUUUGUUCCUCGUAUGCAUUGGAUAGGUGAAAAGAAAGAAACCCAUGUAUCUUAUAAAUAUGGAGGAUGGUGGUCUGUUUGGUGGAUGGGCACUUACAGUAUGGUUCUCUCAAAAGCAGCAUUCUUCCACCAAAAGUACCUUGAUAUGUAUACCAAUCAGAUGCCAGCAUCUAUUCGCAACUAUGUAACAAGAGAGAGGAACUGUGAAGAUAUUGCAAUGUCUUUGCUUGUGGCCAACAUCACAGGGGCUCCUCCCAUUUGGGUCAAGGGAAAGAUAUAUGAGAUCGGAUCGUUUGGCAUAAGUAGUUUGAAAGAUCACAGUAACAAGAGACACAAAUGUUUGAACGAUUUUGUUUCCCUCUAUGGUUACCUUCCUCUUGUUCCAACUAAUGUAAAAGCAGUGGAUUCGAGGAACGAAUGGUUUUGGUAGGUGAUUUUUUCUACCCUACUUCCAUUUAUUUAAUAUCUGUGAUCAUGCUUACAGGUUUUGUUAUUUCUUCAUCAUAGUAUUGCACUUUCAUUGUGUGAUCUCAGUUAGGUUAGGUUCUAAUCAUGUUGUAUUAAUACUGCUUGUGUAUAUUUAUAAUCAUCAUAAGUCUUUAGUUGUGGAUGACAUUUGCUCCAUAUGUGGAUAGGAUAUGAUAUACCUCUUUUUGUAAAUUUGAUUUACAUUUCUCCUAUAACCCUGUUUAGUUUUAUGA